Diceros bicornis minor is the source of this 1455-nucleotide messenger RNA. RefSeq lists its product as uncharacterized. Bases 1 to 1455 code for a protein of 484 amino acids. The record is from RefSeq and is a predicted model, not a curated record. The transcript is spliced from 5 exons. Lineage: Eukaryota; Metazoa; Chordata; Mammalia; Perissodactyla; Rhinocerotidae.
AUGCUCAGGACUGCCCUGGUCCUCUCUGCCUGGUUCGCCCUGGCUGUGGCUUACCCUGUCAAAUUUGAGCAAUUCAUCACUGACCAAGUCAUUAUCAUUGACCAGGAAUCAACCUCUGACCUAGAAUUGACUACUGCCAUAGAGUCAACUAUGGGCCUAGAGUCAACUACUGCCCUAAAGUCAACCAUGGCUCUAGAGUCAACCACUGCUGUAGAGUCGGCCACUGCUCUAGAAUCGACCACUGCCCUAGAUUCUACCUCUGUCUUAGAAAUGACCACUACCCUAGAGUCGACCACUGCCCUAGAGUCAGCCACAGCUCCAGUGUUGGCCACUGCCCUAGAGUUGACCACGGCCCUAGAGUCAACCACUGACCUACCAGACUCAACCACUAAUCUAGAGUCGACCACUGCCCUAGAGUCUACCCCUGCCCUAGAGUCAACUACUGUCCUAGAGUUUACCAGUGCCCUAGAGUCGACCACUGCCCUAGAGUCAGCCACUGCUCUAGAAUCGGCCACUGCCCUAGAGUCUACCUCUGCCCUAGAAUUGACCACUACCUUAGAGUCGACCACUGCCCUAGAGUCAACCACUGACUUACCAGACUCAACCACUGCCCUAGAGUCGACCACUGCUCUAAAAUCAGCCACUGCUUCAGAGUCGGCCACUGCUCUAGAGUUGACCACAGCCCUAGAGUCAACCACUGACUUACCAGACUUGACCACUGAUCUAGAGUCAACCACUGCCCUAGAGUCAACCCCUGCCUUAGAGUCAGCCACUGCCCUAGUGUCAGUCACUGUCUUAGAGUCAACCACUGACCUAGAAUCGACCUCUGCCCUAGAAUUGACCACUACCCUAGAGUCAGCCACUGCCCUAGAGUUGACCCCUAGCCUACCAGACUUGACCACUGCCCUAGAGUCAACUACUGACCUACCAGAUUCAACCACUGCCCUAGCUUCAACCACUGACCUACCAGAUUCAACUACUGCCCUAGAGUCGACCACUGUGCUAGAGUCAGCCACUGCCAUGCCAGACUCGACUACUGACCUGCUAGAGUCAACUACUGCCCUAGAGUCAGCCGUUGCCUUAGAGUCAACCACUGCUCUUGAGUCGACCACUGCACUCGAGUCAACCACUUCCCUAGAGCCAACCACUCGUGUUUAUUUGAAGAACACACAGGCUUUUGAAAUGUCUACUGCUGUGGAAUCAGACAUCCUCAGCUUUGAGAAAGAAGCCACUGAGGCUACAGCAAAUGUCACCAGUGUUUAUUCGGAAGAGCCCAUGACUAGAGUACCAGAUGAGCCCAGCACUUCCGUGGGAACCAAUGAGUCUGUCUCAGUGCUUUUUUGUAAGUUUCUUCUCUUGCCCCUGAUAUUGUAUUGGAGAUCUGAAACCAUUUUCAGUUCUGGUUUUAAUCCACCGGGAAAGGAUUCCAAAUGUAAUGGCUUUCCCAGAUGUUGA